This is a messenger RNA of Dermacentor silvarum, 5632 nucleotides long. RefSeq names its product cytosolic carboxypeptidase 1. Gene Ontology annotation, biological process: protein side chain deglutamylation; C-terminal protein deglutamylation; proteolysis. The record is from RefSeq and is a predicted model, not a curated record. The transcript is spliced from 25 exons. NCBI's taxonomy places the organism in Eukaryota, Metazoa, Arthropoda, Arachnida, Ixodida, Ixodidae. Gene Ontology annotation, molecular function: metallocarboxypeptidase activity; zinc ion binding. Bases 215 to 3265 code for a protein of 1016 amino acids.
CGAGCGUGAGAACUACAACAUCCGUAGAGUCAGGCGCUGGUAGAGUUUGUAAGCGCUCGCCAACGCGCUAGCGCUCUUCCAUCCCCCAUCCUCGGCACCUGGAAGAGAAGGAAAGGUGCGCUUUCGCGGAGGGCACAGGGAGCGCUGCUCGCGUGCAGGACAUCGGGACACUGGCGCAGUCGUGCAAAAAGCAGGCCCAGCCUAGGCCAGCACCAUGGCAGCGCCCACAGACGCGGAGAAUCUGUGGAGGUUGCGCCAAGUGUUGCCUGUGCUGGGUGGCCCCCCUGACCCCUGUGGGAUGCUGGGGCCACAAGUUACUUCACUGCUGACUGCUUUAAGACAUGCUGAGAAAAGGAAGCAGCUGACACCAGCACAGAUUGAUGAGUGCAUCCCGAUGCUUCUCGCACUAUUGGAACAACCUAAAAAUUCUUCUGUAGUUCGAGAUGUGGUCAUGGCCUUAAAAGAAAUAGUGAGUGAACAGAAAGGUCGAACUCGUCUCCUGGUUGAGCGAUGUGCAACACAGGUGCUACUACCGAUUCUCCUGAGGCACCGCGACAUGGGUCUGUCCGAGCCGGCAUUUCUGGUGGCCCUCUGCAACCUGCUGUCUCGUGUAGCUGCACAAGAUCAAAAGUUCUGCUUGAGGGCUCGUGUUCUGGGUGCAUACAAAGUUCCAUUGGAAGAGCUUCGGAAAUUCAAGGUCAAAAUCAAGGUUAAGGUUGCCAUCUUGCUGCUGCUGAAAAGACUGCUUGGCAACAAGCAGAAUGCAACUCUUCUGGGUAAUGAGGGCCUGCUGACAGAGUUGUUCUACUUGCUUGAGGGCAACAGUACUGUCUGCCUCCAGACUUCCCUGACCUUGGAGUGCUUGUCUCUGGCCACCUGCUCGAAGCGCAAUGUGCUUGAGCUGGUUCAGCGAGGCCACCUGAAGCAUCUGUUGGCCAUGAUAGAGACAUGCAACGUGGGUGCCCUUCGAGGGGAUGCUGGCCUCAACCGCAAGGAAAGGCUUCUCUAUCGCAUGAUGCGGGCGGACCUGGAGUGUCUUGUCAACAUUGCGAGGCAUAAGGCCGGUCGACGGGAGUUGCGGAAGCAAGAGGUGCCGCAGUUGCUGUGGCGUUGGGCUUCAUCUCUUGGCCCCGGUGAGCAAGGUGACCGCCUUACGAGAGGUGUGUGCCAGGUGGUUCACAGGUGUCUACCUCCUUGGCCACUACCCAUCACCAGGGCCCAUGGCCCCCUGCAGUGGCCUCUUGGUACAGGCAGCAAUGAAGCCCUACCAGUGGCUGAGGAGGUUCCAGUGACCCAUGCUUCCAGUGAUCAUGAUGAGCUGCAGUCUUCCCAGUCAGCCACUUCAUCAGAGCACGAGGCUGAGCUAGACGACUUACCUGACACAACAAAAUGUGAGCCUUUGCCUGAAAAAUACCAUUUGGAAGUGGACUUGGACUCAUACUCAAAGUUUUUCCCAGAAUUGAAGGACCGUGAGGCAACUGUAGAUGUUGGCCCAGUUAUCACUGGAGAGGUUUCCUUGCCUGCAACCACAAAGAGCUCAGAAGAUGGCGAUCCUUUGGCAAAUCUCAAGUGUAGCUAUGAGCAUUUGGUGCAAAGCACCCAGAGUCUUGUGCCUUUGGUGAAGAUUGCCUUUCCAGAAAUGGUGGGCCACUUACACACUGAGUCAUUGGAGCGGCUGCAUUCGUGCCAAAAUUCUGGCGCCAGAAACAAGAUACUUGAAGAAGUGCGGAUUCGCCUGGAAAAUGCUAGGGAUUCGAGCAGUUUUGCAGUUGUGUAUGACUAUGACAGUCUAGCCCUACACAGCCUGCCUCCAUCAAGACCUCUGAUGAACAGUGAUGUGCCACGAUCUCUUCAGGAAGUAGUCUCUGAGCGGCUCUGGUUUGAGUCUCGCUUUGAAGGUGGAAACCUUCGUAAGGCCGUUCAGAUUGGGCCAUAUGAGUACAACCUGCUCAUGAGUCCAGACAUCAACACAAGCCUCCACCAUCGCUGGUUCUACUUUGAAGUGGCAGGCAUGCGCAGUGAUGUAGACUACACAUUCAACAUUGUAAACUUUGACCGCAGUGGAAGCCUGUACAAAGAAGGCCAGUGCCCCUUGCUGUUCUCGGUCCGAGAUGCAUCCAACGGCCGUGGCUGGCGUCGUGUGGGUGGUGGCAUCAGCUACCAGCGCAACCUGCACUGGCGAGCUGACAAGGGACCCCUCUUCACAUUGAGCUUCACUGUCCGUUUUCCUCAUGCUGGAGAUGUGUGCUACAUUGCCAAUGGCUUUCCUUAUGGUUUCUCUCUCCUUAAGGCACACCUUAACCUUUGGCUCAGCUCAUAUGACCGCAGUAGCAUAUUCCUGGAGCGACAGGAACUGUGUAGGACCAUGGCUGGCAAUCCCGUGCCUCUGCUCACCAUCACAGCCCAGCCCUUGGAAUUAUCCAGGCCGCACGUAGUGCUGAUGGCUCGAGUACAUCCUGGUGAAACAAAUUCUUCAUGGAUAAUGAAAGGAAUAAUUGAUUUUCUUAUGAGUGACAAGCCAGUUGCACAGAGAGUCCGUGAAACCUUUGUGUUCAAGCUGGUGCCUAUGCUGAACCCUGAUGGCGUUAUCAAUGGAUGCCACCGCUGUUCGUUGGCAGGCCAAGAUCUGAACCGUCAGUGGUCAUUCCCAGACCCAGAUUUGCACCCCACAAUCUAUCACACCAAGGCACUUCUUGUCUACUUGGCACACCAAGGACACACUCCGCUGGUGAUGUGUGAUUUCCAUGGCCACUCACGCCACUUCAAUGCAUUCCUCUAUGGUUGCUCGCCAUCUCGUUCAUGGUUGCUUCAUGACAAACCUCAAGAAGAUGAUGAUAUUUGUGAGGUGCUAGCUGCAAUCCUGCACCAGGUGAGCCCUGCAUUCACGUACGAGUCGUGUUGUUUUGAUGUGGAGCGGAGUAAGGAGUCAACAGCCCGAGUGACAGCCUGGCGCCAGUUUGGUAUUCGACUAAGCUACACGUAUGAGUGCUCCACAGGUGGAUGUGACCAGGGCAUGUAUGCUGGUUAUCACCUAGGUGUGGCUCAGCUUGAGGAGCUGGGCAUGCAGUUUUGUGAAGCACUUAGUCGUCUGGAACUCACACCUGAUGGUGAAGUUCAGCUGGACCCAUCUUGCGCUGAACUGCUGGACGUGUGUCGGCGGCGUGUCCGGGAGAAGAAGCGUGCUCCAUGCAGCAGUGGCAGCACCGACUCACUCAUUGACGAAGAAGAAGAGGAAGAGGAUGCAGUUCCCAUUGUGAAACCAUAGCUUGCCUGGUGCCACUUGUUUUACCAUAUUUUCCACAGUUGGUUUUACACGGGACUGUUUUUAGCACUGUUUCAAGAUGGUACCUUUCUCAUCGAAUGGUUGUUGAACUUGCAGACAGUUUGUCACUCUGCAAUGUUCCUUUUCUUUCUUUCUUAUCAUGAAGUCACAAGAUCAGCUUGGUCAGAACUCAAGGUGAUAUUUUACCUAGCAGUAUUGCUGGCUCUGUCGCACACUGUGUGUUGCCACUUUGCAAGUGGGGUCCAUGUGACAUGCACCCAUGAGUGUUGGCAGCACAUUAUUUCCUGUAGCGCUUUUAUUGUAGUGUAACCAAUCAGCAUAUUUUUAUCUGUAACAUAUUUCUGUGUGAAAAUCAUUACAAGUGCUUACAGCUUGACAAUAAAGGCCACAUAGUGUGCACAGCUAGUCACAGUUUACAGAAUCUAGUCACCAAGUGUAGCUAUUCUACAAUAUAAAUUUUUCCGGGGUAAUAAUAUUUAAUACUUCUGAUUCUUUUACUAGCAAGAUUUUGCUCAUAUAACAUAUUUAUUAUCUGUACAUCACAGCAGUAAAGUAUAAUUUUGAAGUAAGACUUGAGUAAUAACGCACCUUUCCAUAGUGAUAAAAUAUAUAUUUUUCAGCUGCGAAUUAUGUUAAAGUUAAAAAGCUUGGCAUAUUAUUGUCAAUAACAUUACAGCGAUAAUUUUAGAGGUGAAGGGGCUAAUUUAAUAAACUGAAAGCCAGCUAACUGAAGCCCUUCUGCUGUUACCGAUGGCAAACAAACAAAUGAGAAAAAGGUGAUAUCUGACAAUAUUAAAAACUUUGUUGCACACAAUAAGCAGGAAACACAUAGCACACAAAGGCAGACUGUGGAUUUUGCUUGGCAGUUCAUGUGACUAACUAUGGCCUUCUAUUAAAAUAUGUGCAACAGAAACAGUGUACUGGUGCAUUAAGCCAUUAGUGCAUUCAUCAUUGGUUUUGUCACAACUUUAGUGACAUUCCAAAAAACAAAGCUGGCAUUCAGUUACGACCAUUUCUAGCUCUAUUACAGUGGGGAACGACUGGGGUUCAGUACUAUGGAUAGCCACUUCAUCUCGUGGUAACAUUACCAGCCCGAAACUCUUGUGCUCAUUCAUCCCAUAAUAAACUGCAUGCGUUUAUUAUGUCACUGCUGAUCCUGCAUUGCUCUGAGACAGUAUCACUCCACAAAGGCUAUUCAACUAACAGGGUUAAACAAACGCAAUACUAUGAGUUUACAAGACCACCAUAUUUACAUGAAUAUAACAUAAGGAGGCAUCACUUACGCAUUGGAAGAUGAAGAAAUAUUAUACUCUUACAAUUGCAGUGUAGGCCGCUUAUAACGUAAGUCGCCGGAGUCACGAAUAUUCGCACUAUAAGCGGUACCGCACUAUAACCAAAGCAACUACUGUAUGUUAUUGCGAUAAUGGAAACUCCAGGCGCAUUUCUGCCGUCGCUGUCACCGUGCUAUAGGUUCCGUAUUCGCUUACUAAAUAAAUUAACAAGCACAGUGUCACGCACGCACAAGCAAACAUGAACACAUCUCGCUCGUUGACCGCGGAAACGAACUGUCAAAACGCUCGAGUGACGAAGCGCGGCGAGCGAAUUGACCUUCCAUGCUAUCAUACCUCUCGCUUCAACGCGACCUAUAAACGGCGAAAACACGGCAUGUGGCGGACUUUCCCCAUCGCAGAUUGCUUUCAAGAUAGGGCUAUGGCGAUCAUAUCGCCGAAGUGGAUCGUCGUAGAUUACGUCCUGCUUCGGUCCACUGAAACCGUUCCGCAUUGCUUUGCUGGCGAAAAUCUUCUCCUUCUGUUUGCGCCACUUCCGAACGCCCGUGAUGCGGCCUUAUUUCCGUCCGUCUCCGCACACGUGAUCACUUUCCUUUUAAAUGCGGCAUCAUGAUGAACUCGGUACUUCAUGCUGAUAGAGCAGACUCAGAGAACGUAAAGACAGACUGUAAGACGAUUGCCUAAGCACAUGUACUGCAGCACAUGGAGGAACCUACGGUAGCUAGGCUUGAGAGUAGCUAGGCUCGACGCGCAUGCAAGGCGGCCAUUUUGAAAUGCCGACGGAAACACAGAUUUAGGGUCGUACUCGAUUCUAACGCGGACGCAAUUUUUGGACCUGUUUUAUCGGGAAAAAAGUGCACCUUAGAUUCGAGUAAAUACGGUAUUUGUGGCUUGAGGGGAGCAUUUGCUGUCUAAGUUGACUGCCGAACUUUCAGGCAGCCGCACUAUAACCGGUAUUUCGUGUCCCGCAACUGCACUAUAACUGAUACGCGUAUACAUAGAGUGCUAUGGGAAAAUUAACGGGAGUCUGAAAAGACCGUAUUAUAUCCGGUCCUGCACU